Dama dama (fallow deer) is the source of this 978-nucleotide messenger RNA. RefSeq names its product olfactory receptor 52E4-like. The transcript has a single exon. Gene Ontology annotation, biological process: G protein-coupled receptor signaling pathway. Bases 1 to 978 code for a protein of 325 amino acids. The record is from RefSeq and is a predicted model, not a curated record. Gene Ontology annotation, molecular function: olfactory receptor activity; G protein-coupled receptor activity. Gene Ontology annotation, cellular component: membrane. Lineage: Eukaryota; Metazoa; Chordata; Mammalia; Artiodactyla; Cervidae.
AUGACUGGCUGCAAUGCUUCCCAGGGCCACCCCCCUUUCUUCCUUCUCCAAGGCAUUCCUGGGAUGGAGGACAAACACAAGUGGAUCUCUCUUCCUUUCUCUUCCAUGUACUUUGUCACCAUCCUGGGGAACUGCACCAUCCUCUUCACCAUCUCCACAGAGCGCUCCCUGCAUAAGCCCAUGUUCCUGCUCCUUGGCAUGCUGGCCCUCACGGACCUGGGCAUGUCCACGACCACCAUCCCCAAGGUGCUGUGCAUCUUCUGGUUUGACCAGAGUGACAUCAGCUUUGAGGGCUGCCUGGUCCAGCUGUUCUUCCUCCACUCCAUCUCUGCCUUGCAGUCUGCCAUCCUCAUGUCCAUGGCCUUUGACCGCUACGUGGCCAUCUGUGAGCCCCUGCGCUAUGCCACCAUCCUUUCCAACAGCCGCAUCGGGCUCAUCGGCCUCGUGAGUUUAGUGAGAGCUGUCCUGCUCAUUCUCCCCAUGCCCAUCCUCCUCCAGCAGAUGCCCUUUCAUGCCAGGCAUGUCAUCCCCACCACCUACUGUGAGCACAUGGCCGUGGUGAAGAUGGUGUGUGUGGACACCACAGUCAACAGGGUGUAUGGUCUGGUGGUGGCCUUGUUGGUUGCUGGGGUAGACAUCUCAGCUAUUGCCUCAUCUUAUGUGCUGAUCAUCCGGGCUGUAAUGCGGCUCUCUUCUCAGGAAGCCCACCAGAAAGCAGUAAAUACCUGCACCACACACAUCUGUGUCAUGCUUCUUUAUUACACUCCCCCUCUUUUCUCUUUUCUUGCUCAUCGCUUUGGCCAUGGCAUUCCACCUCAUGUGCACACCAUUCUUGGCAGCCUCUACUUCCUUGUACCUCCAAUGCUUAAUCCUAUUAUUUAUGCAGUGAAAACCAAAGAGUUUCGGGACAAAUUGACAAAACAUGGGUGCUGGAGGAAGGAGCCCAUAAAUAUUACCUAUGGUCAGAAACCGGUCUGA